GAUCCAGCCCCAAGUAUGAGCGGAACUGUCUAUUGCCUUCUACAAAGAUCCACGGACCUAUAUUAGCGACGAAUCGGAAGCAGCAUGGACUGAGGAUUUCGGUUUCUGCAUCAUUCUGUCUGUCCACUUUACUGCCAUAAAGUACGUCCAGCAAACAGAGGGGAUGUUGAGAAACGGAGCAGCACAGGUUUUCAGACAGCUGAUUAGACACCAGUCUACAGACACCAGCCUGAUCCUGGAGAGAUCGAUUAACCGUGUCCAGCUGCUGGGCCGCGUGGGGCAGGACCCUGUCAUGAGACAGGUGGAGGGACGGAACCCCGUCACCAUUUUCUCCAUGGCAACCAACGAGAUGUGGCGCUCCGGGGACGUGGAGACGUCCCCCGCAGGAGAUGUCAGCCAGAAGACGACGUGGCAUCGUGUGUCAAUCUUCAAGCCUGGUCUUAGGGAUGUGGCCUACCAGUAUGUCAAGAAAGGGUCGAGGGUUCUGGUGGAGGGGAAGUUGGAUUACGGGGAGUACGUAGACAAGAACAACGUCAGACGCCAGGCUACCACCAUCAUUGCAGACAACAUUGUAUUCUUAAGCGACAACAUUCGAGGGAGGGACCAAUGAAGGAAGUGGCACUCUUCAUCUAGGAGGAAGACUGAAGCUCUUUCUGUGUAGCUACUCUAGUGUCUAUAUAUCAACUGACUGUUGGAGCUGUGUGCCUGCUAUCUAAAUGGGACAGAACACAGAGUAAAACCUCUCUGUUGACUGUAGAGAAUGAGAGAAUGAUAGAGGACUAUCUGUCCCUUGUCGGUGAGUGCACGGGCAGCUCCAUUGAGUCCAUCUCUAUUUUGAAGUAGUCAAUUUUCUUCUACUACUUCUGAGUUGGUAAACAAACUGAAAGGGUUUGUACUGCCACCUAGGGUGUGUUGUUGGAACAGGUAUAAACCCAAGGUUGGGGAUAACCUGCAGUUAUGGAAUGUUUGCUCACGAGUAUAAUUAAUUGGCUGAUGACCUGGAUUAAAUUGUGAUCCUUCCUUAACCCAUAGGAGGUACCAUCCAAUUGACUACUUCAAAAUGGUCAAUGUCCUCAAUGGCACUGUCCAUGCUCAAACAUGCUUAUGAGUAUUAAAGUAAUCUAUCAUUCUCUGAGUGCGCCAGGGUAUACCUAAACGUGUGGUUACACGUAUGUAUUUUAGCCACCAAAAUUAUGUUACUAAUCUUAGUUUACGCUCAUUUGUGGUAUUAUUGGUGGAGUACAACUAAUGGAACUGCAGUUCAAUGCAGGAAGAAAAGGAUCAUGCCUUAAAGGUGAGGACUUACGCUUGUUUCCCCAGAGAAGCCAAAUCACAGAUGAGAAAAAUAAAUGGGUGAUGUGUGACUGACAUAAGGCUGAACCCAAAACUAUGACUGUGCCAGUUUCAUAUGGAAUGUUAUACCACCUGUUUUCUUCUAAGCAUGUCUUUCUGUUCUAUUUCAAAGAUAGUUUGAAACUUGUAACUAUUUGUUUAUUUUCGGUUUCAUUCCACUUUAAAGUUGUUGUUUUUCCCUUCGGAAACCAGACACCAGAUUCUCACCUCCAUUCUGUCUGGGCAAAUGUUGUACGCAUGUUGUUUUAAUGUACUUGUAUGUAUCAUGUAGAAAAUAAAAAAUCUUCCCCCCAGAA
Oncorhynchus tshawytscha (Chinook salmon) is the source of this 1649-nucleotide messenger RNA. Its product is annotated as single-stranded DNA-binding protein, mitochondrial. Lineage: Eukaryota; Metazoa; Chordata; Actinopteri; Salmoniformes; Salmonidae. Gene Ontology annotation, cellular component: mitochondrial nucleoid. The record is from RefSeq and is a predicted model, not a curated record. Bases 164 to 610 code for a protein of 148 amino acids. Gene Ontology annotation, biological process: positive regulation of helicase activity; mitochondrial DNA replication. Gene Ontology annotation, molecular function: single-stranded DNA binding. The transcript is spliced from 6 exons.